Molecule: messenger RNA, 366 nt
Organism: Desarmillaria tabescens
Lineage: Eukaryota; Fungi; Basidiomycota; Agaricomycetes; Agaricales; Physalacriaceae
Exons: 3
Coding region: 1-366 (121 amino acids)
Molecular function (GO): RNA binding
Source: RefSeq, a predicted model, not a curated record
AUGUCCGUGCCACGCCCAGCACUCCCCCCAGGCGCUAAUCGCAUCCUAUUCGUAAAAAAUCUCAACUACCAAAUCACCGGGGAGGAUUUAUAUGAUUUGUUCGGACGCUAUGGUACAAUUCGACAAAUACGGAUAGGGAAUGAACAAAAACGAAGGGCACGGCGUUCGUUGUAUUUGAUGAUGUUAUGGAUGUGCGCUAAGAAUGCUCUUGAUCAUCUGAACGGAUUUCAUCUCCAAGAACGUUACAUCGUUGUACUCUACCAUAUGCCGGCUAAGCAAGACGCCGCGGCGGCAAAAGCUGACCUUGCUCGGAGAGAAGAGGAACUGGCUCAACUCAAGAAAAAACAUAACAUUGGGGAUGAUUGA